Molecule: messenger RNA, 495 nt
Organism: Rotaria sp. Silwood2
Lineage: Eukaryota; Metazoa; Rotifera; Eurotatoria; Philodinida; Philodinidae
Source: the annotation of a GenBank genome assembly
AUGUCAUCCACUCAAUCUAUUCGUCGUCGACUACCUUGGCUUAAGAAACUUGAAGUACAUGGUGUAUGUCAACUAUUUCCUUUGCUUCAGGCAGCACCUAAUCUUGAAUUCUUAAUUGUCGAGUGCGAUUGUAUCAAGAUUCUACUCGAUGAUGAACCCUCAUGCAAUUUACUACAAAAGCGAAUUGUUCGUCUCGAAAUUUUUAAAGGAGAAAAUAUUGAUUUGGAGCAAUUACAACGUAUUGCUCAUGUAUUCAAUCAUCUUAUUGAACUUACCGUAAAUAUGAAAAAAUCAAAAAUGUUCAUUGAUUCGAUUAUAUUGGCUAUAGUUACACUUUGGAAUAAGAAAGAACUUUUUGCACUACAUGUCGGUGGCUCAAUGUCAGAUGAAACAACUAAAAAUCUUCAAGAAUGGGUUAUCAAUCAUACAGACUUAACAAUAGACCAUUCUUUUACAACCACAUAUGAAAGCAAUUGGUUUUCGUUGUGGUGGUAA